UGUUUUGUUUUGUUUCUCUCAGCCUUCUAGGUAUUCCCAUGAGUUUAAAUACGGCUUUUCCUCGUCGCUUUUUCCUACGUCCUCAGUUUGUUCUAUCGCAACCCGAACCUUCAUCUCACUUUGGCAGCAUCCAGGAACGCUCCAAGCUUGAUACCAACCCACCUACCUACCUCGUCUACUCUCUCACCUGAAAUUACUUGAAUAAUUAUACCUUCCUAUUUAACCAUACCUGCUCCACGAUGCUGUCCCAACUCGCUACGCUGUCGGGCCUCCUGGCUGUGGUGUCGUUAUUCACUCCCUCCGUAGAAGCUGCCAAGAAGAUGACGGCUGUGCGAUUUGAAACUCGCGCGAACGAUUACCUCUGGACAGUGCAGUGGACCGGACCGACAAAAUGUACCUCGUGGCCUUGCGGCUAUUCGUACAGAGUGUCAGGCCCAACCUACACUGCCGCCGAGGGCGCAGUCCCUUUCUUCAAUGCCACCUGCACAGGCACCGUAGACAAGCCCUUGCAAGCCUGCACUCUACAGCCAGGUUCCGCCGCGGUCGCGGUCUCGGGCAACUUCAGCACGUUUGAGACAAGUGGCGUCGGCAGUGGCUUGAUUGAUGUCACGGCAAGAUAUAUUGACCAGGCCUCUUUCUCCAACAGAACCCUCACGGCCGUGACGCCCAUGCAGGCGAGCGCGGCGAACCAGAACACGUGGACGGUCGAGCCUCAAGGCUGUCCCGUCUCAGCGUGCGAUGUCGCUAAGGCCACGAGAUCCCUGAGACGGGGUACCCUUGGCAUUGCGAUUUGAGGAAAAUAUGCCCUCUGAUGACUUUCAAUUUUUUUAACGCCUUUAUGAAAGAUAGAAAAAAGAGGAGCCGGACUCAACGAUCGAGCUCCAAUAAUAAUGGGAAAUGCAGGGAACGGGGAUAAUUCCUACCGUACUAAUGAGGACUUGGAUCCGCUUAUGGUUUAUUAGAUGAGAAUCAAAUGGGAGGAGUUAAUGGGUAAUGACGUCUUUCACAGUCUGGAUUGGUG
Xylaria bambusicola is the source of this 1021-nucleotide messenger RNA. RefSeq lists its product as uncharacterized. The record is from RefSeq and is a predicted model, not a curated record. The transcript has 3 exons. Lineage: Eukaryota; Fungi; Ascomycota; Sordariomycetes; Xylariales; Xylariaceae. Bases 240 to 794 code for a protein of 184 amino acids.